CCUGUAAAUAUGUCAGAUUUACAAUAUCCAUUCCUUGCCUUCGCUGUUGAGCAAUGUCCAAGAGACAAGACGUCAUGGAACGCUUCAUCAACAUCUCGACGGUGUCUUGAUGACGUCAACGGUAGGAGUACAUACCAUUGUGUCCCUAACCAGCAGAAGUCAGCGUUGUUUGAGUUUUGCUACAACAGACGGAUUGGACUGUAUGAAAGUGGUACCUGUUUAUACCUCACUAAUUCUGGCUAUCUUAACCAAGUAAGCUGCGCAGACUUCACCCAUGGUUGUCCCGAAAAACCAUAUUUCAGCAAUGAAAUAUUCAAACAUCAGAAAUGUUUAGCUAUUGACAAACAAAGCCAUUGCUACGAAGCAGCAGAGUCGUGUCGGAAUAAAACAACAAAUAGCACAGAUGAGUUUACCUUAAUACCACCAAUAACAUCAGAUUAUCUACCGAUCUUACUGGGUUUCAUGGUACCAAUCCUUUUGAUUGUCAUUCUGUUAUAUGCCUUAUUUAUUAAACUUCGAUGCAAGAUGAAUUUAAGGUACGAGGACAAUCUGGAUCCAGAACAGGAUCAUCUUCUCCGUAAGUAA
Messenger RNA from Saccostrea cuccullata (small rock oyster), 585 nucleotides. RefSeq lists its product as uncharacterized. NCBI's taxonomy places the organism in Eukaryota, Metazoa, Mollusca, Bivalvia, Ostreida, Ostreidae. The transcript is spliced from 4 exons. The record is from RefSeq and is a predicted model, not a curated record. The coding region runs from base 10 to 585 and encodes 191 amino acids.